AUGCCUGGUGGUGCGGCCACCCGUGGCUACGACAGAGAGCGCAUUGACCAUGCAGACGAGGACGACUUGGCCUCUCCUUCAGCGUCAGGCCUGCCGCCGUCGCCGCCGUCGCCCGUGCCGAAUGUGGCUCUGGCGGCUACCCGCGGCCCGCUCACUGUCUCGCAGCUCGAGCCCGAGUCGGCCAACGAUGUGAUGGACACGUCGGCUGAUGGGUAUGAGUACGAGUACGAAGUAGAGUAUGUUUACGACGCCGACGCCGAGGAGCGCUUGGCGACGCCGACCGAGGCGGUGCCGCGGCCUCCGGAACUCUCGCCGAUCCACAACUCGCCGUCUCGGUUUGAGUUUGUGGAGGAGGUCUAUGGCGUCGACGAGUCACAGGUCAACUACGGCGUCAAGCUGUACGAGGAGGCGAUGCGGCGGCGUGCAGCGCGUGAAGCAGCAGUGGUGGCGUCCCGGGCCGAGGCCGAGCGGUCGCUGACGCGCGACGCGUUUCGGCCGCGGCUGGGCCCAACUGCCGUCUCGACGCAGUUCCAGGAUCCAGACUUUGUGACCCGGCUCCAGCGGGUUUCCGAGUACUCGCAGGAGCAGCGCGAGGCGCUUCGGGCCGAGGUCGAGGACGAAGUUCUCGCCGAGUGCACCUUUGAGCCGCGUAUUUCGGCCAAGUCGAAGCAGAUCAUGAAGCGGAAGGAGGAGCAGCUUGCGGCAAAGCGGGCCGGGCACGACCCGUUGGCGUCGAUGCUUGACCGGUUCAACCACUACGAGGCCAAGCGGGUGGACCGGCUCAAAGACCUCAUCAAGCUCCGCGAGGAGGAGCUCGAGGUGACCGGCUCGCCAGCCAUCUCGGCGUACUCGCAGGCUAUUGAGCGGACCGACUCGCUCUCAGUCCACGAGCGGCUGUACGCCAAGGGUGCCGAGCACCUCAAGCUCCGCAAGAUGAAGUCUGUGGCGCUCGCGGACCGGCUGUAUGAGGAGGCGUGCCAGCCCAAGCCUGUGGUGCAUGACAUUGCGGUGCCGUCGAUCAAGCGCGACUACGACCGGACGCGACUCCUGGUGCGUGCGCAGCGGUCGGCGCUCGGCGUCCACGAGGCGCUAUACCAUGAGGCCAAGGCGCGGCAAGAGACCAAGCGCAAGCGUGAGCUCCGCGCCCAGUUUGAGGAGGAGCUCCUCCACGCUGCACCCAAGAUGUCGGCCAAGUCGCAGGCCAUCAUCCGGUCCAAGCUCUCCGCCGAGUCGGUGUCGAAGCUCUUUGCGCAGGCCGACGUUGAUGAGACCGGCGACCUCUCGCGCGACCAAGUCGAGCACCUCUUUGUCGAGCUCGGCUGGUUUGUCUCACGCUCGGUCGACAAGCACAAGCCGCGCAUCCAGGAGGAGCAGGCCAUGCUCGACUCGGUGUGGACGCAUCUCGAUCCAGACGGCACCGGGCGGGUCGAGCCGGAGAGCCUGCACGCGUUUGUCGACUCGGUUGUCGAGUCGGACCCGGUGCUCUCAUCGGCAACGCCGGCCGAUGUGAUGGCAAGGGUCCACGGCGCCGCCGACUCGGCGUCGGACUCGGGCGCUGUGCUGGAUGCGCUGAUGGAGGCCGACGGGAAGCUGGCGGCGGCGUUUGCGGCGCGGCCGGAAAUUGUGCAGUUUGUGGAGCUCAUCCGGACCAAGUCUGCGUACGAGGCCCUCCACCGGGCGCCCAAGACGCCAGUCCUCGACGACGACUGCACCUUUCAGCCGCAGGUCAUGGUGACGAACCGAACGGCCAAGCUGGAGGCCAAGGCGCUAGCGCGCUUGAUUGUCAAGAACCCGGAGCUCUCGCGGUCGCCGAACCGGCGGCAUGAAAUCAUCGAGGAGCGGGCCAAGAUUGCGCGGCGCAAGGCCGAGGUCAAGCGGCUGGCGGCGCUCGACGCCAAGCUCAAGGAGUGCACCUUUUCGCCCAAGGUCAACAAGUACACUAAGGCCGCGCCGCCGUCGGCAGCAAGCGGCGCGACAGCGUCGCCGUCAGCAUCCAAGUCGUCGCCGGCUCGGGCGGCCAUGAAGUGGCAGGCCAAGCUCUCGACCGAGGAGCGCGAGAUCCUGGAGCACUGCAAGUUCAGCCCGGCCAUCCGCGAGCCUCCGCGGUCGAUCCUGUACCCCAAGGCGUCGCCGCUGGCCAAGGUUAAGGGCGUCGAGAAGGCAGUCAAGCUCAUGACCAGGGGCCGUGCCGACCGCGAGGAGAAGCGCCGGCUGAACGCGCCACUCCACGACUGGGAGUCGGAGGACUCGGCGCCGGCGGUGGCGGCUCGGAGCGGCAAGGCGCGCCGGGCAAAGGUUGGGCAGGCGGCUGAAAAGCGCCGGCGCGACUCGGUCGACGACACAACGUCGGUCGUCUCGGACGUCUCCAUUGAUCCAAUCCUCUUUGUCAUGGACGUCAACCUCGGCAUGGGCCGGUCCGGCAAGCUCGGCGUCCGCGCCGGCGACGACCCGGCCAUCCUUGCCCGCGAGUUUGGCGCGCAGUACCACCUCGACGCCGGAAUGGUCCGCCAGCUGCAGGUCAUGGUUGCCUCGCACCUCGAAUCGUACCUUUCAUCCAACUACAACAACGAGCUCAUCGACAUCCAUAAGACGCUAACGGCCAAGGCCGCCAGCGACACUCCGGGCGCCGGCGGGCGCAACGACGGUGGCAGCGCUCACGUGCCCAACGCGCAGCCUCAGUAUGAGUACGAGUACGAGUACGAGUUUGUUGACGAUGCUGGGAGCGACCACGAGCCGCCGCAUGCUGCCCUCUACGUCGACCGCGUGGCUGAGCACGGCAGCGAGGGCGCAGCCGGCAGCGAGGGCACCAGCGGCGCCGGCCCACAGGUUGUGCUCGAGCUGAGCGGCGAGGCGCGUGAGGGUGCAGUCCUCAACGCACACGAGAUUUUCAUUGGGUGCGACGCGACCGGCGCGACACGGCGGUGGAUCCGCAUCGAGCCGGCGACCGGGACCAAGAGCGUGAUGACGACUGGGUCGACUGAGCUUGUGGUGACCGGCGAGAUGGCGGGCUACUCGUUUUUGUACCAGUGCCAGCCGGUGGGCGGGCGAUGGACGUCGACGCCGCCGGUGGGGCCUGUGUCAGCGCAGGCGCCUGCCGUGCUGGACCUGGCCAUCGAGGGGCGGCUGAUGGAAGGUGUUACGCUCCGGGUCGGCGGGCAGUAUGCUGGCGGCGAGGAGGGCGCGUCGGAGAUCAAGUGGUACGCACGGUCGAAGCGGUCGACGUCAAAGAACGUGCUGCUAGCUACCGGACGAGAGCUUCCGCUCUCGCUCACCCACGUCGGCAUGACACUUGUGGUCGAGUACCUGCCGGUCCGCAGUGACGGUGAGGUCGGCGAGCUGGCGUCUGCCAUGGCGUCGCACGCGGUCGAGCCUGCGCCGCCGCAGGUCCUCGAGCUCACAUUUGGAUCCGAGCUGGCGGCGUCGCCUCAGGAGGGCGUCGAGCUCACUCCGGUCGGCACGUACUUUGGCGGUGAGCCGGCGCAAAUCCAGCAGUACCGCUGGUACCGCAUUGUCCCGCGCGGUCCCGACCCCAACAACGCCGAGCUGCUCGAGAUUGCCGGCACGAAGCGGUACAUGCCGACUAACGACGACGUCAACCACUUUCUCAAGUUUGUGUGGACCCCCGUUUCGGCAUCGGGCCGGAUGGGCGAGGCUGUGGGCAUCACAACCCGGACUCCUCCACCGCCUAAUGAGGCGCGACGGACAGCGACAGCGUUGUUCAAGUUGCUCAAUCCGGAGCUGUUCAUCAAGCCUCGCCGGUGGGUGAGCUACACGGGGACGGCGGUGGUCCUGGGUGUGGUCGGCUAUCUGUACUACCACAAGCAGAUGAUGGAGAACGACCGCGCGUACAGGCAGAAGCGGCGCGAGGCUCGCCCGCAGUCGGAGAUCGAAGAUGAGCUCGAGUGGCAGGAGGAGGAGAGGCGGCUGGCCAAGAUCGCGGCACGGAGCCGGGCGGCGCAGGCACGGCUUGAGGCGGCGCGGGCGUAUAGCAAGCCGGGUGGAGGCAAAGCGGGCGGGGGCGAUGUGGGCGUGGCGGGCAGCGGGUCAGCCGGGCCUAGUCCUGGGACUUCUUCUCCUGCGAGCUGA
Molecule: messenger RNA, 4086 nt
Organism: Thecamonas trahens ATCC 50062
Lineage: Eukaryota; Apusomonadida; Apusomonadidae
Exons: 5
Coding region: 1-4086 (1361 amino acids)
Molecular function (GO): calcium ion binding
Source: RefSeq, a predicted model, not a curated record